AUGCCUCCACACCUCCCACGCAAAAGGCUGCGUACGCCUUCGCCGGGCCGUGGCCGCAAGGCAGCCAAGACAUCGGCCACGGGGAGCACAACCGCACCCGGUACUGCGCCGGCCCGGAAGCCCACCUUGUUCGAGGAUCUGGAUUCGGGAAGCAAGACCCGGUCGGCUGAAAAGACAAAGUCAGCACUUCAACAGAUGCACGAUGACGAUGACAGCAGCUCCCUUAGCUCACUUUCAGAUUCAGAUGUCGAAUUCGAGGAUGUGCCUGUCGCAAAACGCCAGAAGACAACAGCAGCGUCUGAGGUGGGAGAAGAGGAUGAGGACGAGGACAUCGAGUUCGAAGAUGUCCCGAACCACGAGCCCCAACCUCGGGCCGAGCCGUCGGGUGAUCUGGAGCUCAUCCUAUAUCGGAAUAACAACGUCCCCAUUGAGAGAGACUCGGCCAAGAAAGGGCCUUCGAAAUGGGAGAAACUCAUUCGCAAUUCCACACAUUGCAUCCAUGUACAGUUUCUCUUGUGGCAUAACGCCGUCCGCAAUUCGUGGCUCUGUGACCCGGAAGUCCAGGCAAUCAUGAUCUCACAGCUAACUCCCAGAUUGUGGGAAGAAGUCGAUCGCUGGAGGUUGAAUAGCGGGCUGGAUGUCGAGAAAGAGCCUGCACCCAAGCCCAAAAGGGACGUCAAGGGCAAGGCGGCUUCGAAGUCGAAGGGGAAGCAACCAGCAUCGAGAUCGGCAAGAGACUGGAGUGCCGCGGCGGAUCGACUAGAGAAAGGGACUCCAGACAUGAGCCACGGCGACCCCCUCUUCAGGCUCAUGAAGUCCCUGUCUUCUUGGUGGAAGCAGAGAUUCAAGAUCACCGCUCCCGGUUUGCGGAAAAUCGGUUACAUGGAUGUGAGAAGACUGGCCAAGUGGAGGAAUGCGUUCGAAAAGGAGGAUCACGAUCCCGAGAAAUUUGGGGAGCGGAUCCUCGGCUUGGAGGAUUUCAGGAAACACGCACAGACCUGUGAAGGGAGCCGAGAUGUGGGUGCCCAACUCUUCACAGCCCUGCUUCGAGGCAUCGGACUCGAGGCGCGCAUGGUUGCAAACCUCCAGUCUGUGGGUUUCGGCUGGAGCAAAUCGGAAGACGCAGAUGAAGAGAAGACCGCCCAAGAGACACCGACCAGUGGCACAACUACUCCGGCCAAGGCCAAUGGGAAAAGGCCACAAAAGCCUUCUAAGAAGACUCCGGCGAGGCCAGCAAGUCGACGCACCAGGAAAACUGACAAGGAUGCGCUGAGAAUGGACCUUGAUGAUUUCGAUGAAUAUGCGGAGCCAAUCAGCGACGGCAGCGACGAUGAAUCUGUUUUGGACGUGACAGAUGAGCAUCUUAAGCCACGGCCAGCGUUGAAAGUAUUCGACAAGGAUCUGGACUUCGCGCAUUACUGGACAGAGGUCUUAUCUCCGGUCACGCUCAAAUACCUUCCUGUAGAGCCCAUUGUCAGGUCUGUAGUAGGUACCAACCGAGAGCUAACCGAGUCUCUCGAGCCUCGCGGGGGCAAGGCCGACAAAGCAAAACAGAUCAUGGCCUACGUGGUUGGUUACUCGCCAGAUGGUACAGCGAAGGACGUUACAGUCCGCUACUUAAGGAAACAGCUGUAUCCUGGGAGAACCAAGGGUGUAAGAAUGGGCGUUGAAAAGAUUCCGGUCUACAACAAGCAGGGAAAGAUCAAGCGCUACGAACAAUACGACUGGUUCAAGUACGUGAUGAGCGGCUAUGUUCGCGGAAGUCAAAGGUGCCCCGUCACAGAACUUGACGAGAUUGAAAACUCAACGGACCUGAAGCCGGCUGUCCCGGAGAAGAAGGAAGUCAAGGAGGGUGAGGAGACCCUUCAGUACUACAAGACCUCCAAGGAGUUUGCUCUAGCACGUCAUUUGAAGCGGGAGGAAGCCCUUCUACCGGACGCUAAACCAGUCAAAGUCUUUCGCAACAAGGUCAAAGGCGGCAAGAUAGAAGAAGAAGACGUCUACCUGCGUAAGGAUGUUGUGGCCGUCAAGAGCGCAGAGACCUGGCACAAACAGGGGCGCGCUCCGCUGCCUGGUGCCGAGCCCCUCAAGCACGCACCAUACCGCGCCGCCACGACGAAUCGGCGGAGAGAGCUUGCAGAGGCCGAGGCAAGAACGGGCCAGAAGGUCUUGCAGCCCUUGUAUAGCUACGAGCAGACCGAGUGGAUCAUUCCGCCUCCGAUUGAGAACGGCGUCAUCCCCAAGAACGAGUACGGCAACAUCGACAUGUUCGCCGAGCACAUGUGCCCGGAAGGUGCUGUGCACCUGCCGUACCGCGGCGCCGUGCGCGUGUGCAAACGACUCCAGAUUGACUAUGCUGAGGCUGUCGUGGGCUUCGAGUUUGGCCAUCGGAUGGCAGUUCCCGUCAUCCAGGGUGUCGUAGUGGCGGAGGAGCACCAGGGCAAGGUCCUCGAGGAGAUUGAGAAAGACGAGGUAGAGCGCGCGCGAAAGGAGGACGAAAAGAGACGCAAAGCUACGCUCGGCAUGUGGCGGAAGCUGCUGAUGGGUUUGAGGAUCGCGCACAGGAUCAAAGAGGAAUACGGGCACAUUCAGGACAAAGAAGUGUUUGGCCACCAGCAGAACGCAGACGAGGGCGGCGGGUUCGAGGCGAUGAGGGAGAAGGAUGAGGACAUGGCGGGCGGGUUUCUUCCUGAAGGGUAUGAGGAGGAAGAUCCCGACGAAGCGCCAAAGUACUCGUCCAGCUACUUUCCAGGGGCGCACGAUGAGGAUGGAGGCAACGAUCCAUUUGAAGUGGACCAUGGAGACCAGGAUGAAGAGACAAAGCCCAUUGGCUCAGCUGAGGACGAGCUGGUUCGUAUACCUGAAGAUGGAGUUCCAGAACCACAAGAUGAGGAAGAAGAGGAGGAAAUUCAGAAGCCAGCACCAAGGGGAAGACGAAAAGUUGCGAAGCCAAAGCCAAAGGCCAAACCCAAAACCACCAACCGACGCCGGAGCCGCAGGACAAAGAUUGAGUCCUCCGAAGAAGAGGAAGAGGAGGACGAUGAUGAUGAUGACGAUGAUUUUGACCUUUCCGAUUGCGACUGA
Messenger RNA from Neoarthrinium moseri, 3084 nucleotides. RefSeq lists its product as uncharacterized. Gene Ontology annotation, biological process: mismatch repair; nucleotide-excision repair. The record is from RefSeq and is a predicted model, not a curated record. The transcript has a single exon. Lineage: Eukaryota; Fungi; Ascomycota; Sordariomycetes; Amphisphaeriales; Apiosporaceae. Gene Ontology annotation, molecular function: damaged DNA binding; single-stranded DNA binding. Gene Ontology annotation, cellular component: cytoplasm; nucleotide-excision repair factor 2 complex; nucleus. Bases 1 to 3084 code for a protein of 1027 amino acids.